GUGAUCGAUUAGCUGCCAGGAACCACCAGCGAGUGAACGAGAUCUCGAAUCUCCGUUUCCAUCACACUCGACUCGUCGCCACCCUCCCAGCUCUGAGGAUCGGCACACCACAGUCCAUAUCGACGAUUCUAUCGAUCAAAAAUAUAAUGUCGACCAAAAGGAAACUCCCCCAGAAGCUGGGCCAGCCGGUGGUCAAGCAGAGCGCAAAGGUUCUGAGCAAGGGAAACCUGGACGAGUCGAAGACAGUUGUGUCAAGCGGCAGUAACGCGACCAAAUUAAAACCAAAUGGGACGCAAGAAUCGAUCGAAAUAUCCAGCGAUGAGGAAGAAGUGGAGCAGGAGGAGAACUCUGAUGCAGAGAGCGACGAGGAGCAGGAGUCUGGGGCUGAAGCAGAUGUGGCCAUGGAGGAUGCGGACAACACUGCCGAUGGACCUAUACCCGACGAGAACGAUGAAGACGCUGCAGAACCCUCCUUUGGAGAUUUAGUCAGAGCUAAUGCCUCGGAACCUAUCGAUGUAGCUGGUGCCUUUGAAGACCCUUUGAAUGGCAUGACAUACCCCAAAACUUCCCAAAUACAAGCUCCUUUCGGCGCCUCCCUCGGUACUGUUCUUACACAAGCUCUCAAGACAAACGACAUUUCUCUCCUCGAAUCUUGUUUGCAUACAACAGACGUGACUACUAUUCGCGCCACGAUACAACGUCUCGAGUCCCUGUUAGCAGGCACACUAUUGCAGAAGCUAGCCGAAAGAUUACAUCGAAGACCAGGCCGAGCAGGAACUCUUAUGGUGUGGGUUCAAUGGACACUGGUUACACAUGGAGGAUAUUUAGCAACACAACGGGACCUGAUGAAGAAGCUUGCGGAGUUGAACAAAGUCAUCGAUGAGCGAGCAAAGGGUUUACAAAGUCUCUUGUCACUGAAAGGGAAGUUGGACAUGCUUGAGGCGCAGAUCGAACUACGAAGGAGCAUGCAGAAUCAACGGCGCCGGGCUGACGAAGACGAGGACGAUGAAGAUGUCAUCUACGUUGAAGGCCAGGAGAGUGAGCAAGAGGCUGGGUCUGGAGCCGUCAAACCCCAAAGAUUAGCGGCGAAUGGCGACUUGGAAGACAUCUCUGAUGACGAUAGCGAGGUAUCAGAAGAUAUGCCCAUGACAAAUGGUGUGAUAGCGGACUCGGAAGACGAGGAGGAAGAGAGCAGCGAUGAAGACGACUUAAUAGACGACGCUGCCGAAGAGACCGACGCCGAUACUGGCGACGAAGAUGAGGUCGACCACGAUGAUCAAGACUCGGAAGGAGAAGACGAUGAUAGUGAUGACGGUGUCCAGGCCGGACGACCUGCAAAGAUGCCCAAAACUGGUGGCAUGUUCUCCAAGAAGAGAUGAAAAAUGGGCUCAUAGCAUUUGGCGUUGCAUGGCAUGGCGUUCUCUCACACUACAGGUAUAUGUUUGUCAGCCGAUACCUUUGUAAAAAGCAUAGAUAUGUGUCGUCUCCUUGGACAUUGCAGCUGUCUGAAGAUAAGUACCUAUCAAAAUAUUGAAUAUUACCACGUGGUGGAUUUACCACGAAAUAAACACCAAUAUUUGCCGUCUCUAAGCUGUUAUACCUGUCAAAUUUUUUCUUUAGGUGUGUUUUCCUGUGCUGUGUUUCACAUAUUCUUAGUUUUGAGAUAACAUCCGAAAAUAGGGGUCCGACGCAAAAACAAAAGUAACCAUGAGAAUAUCAUAAACAAAUAUA
Mollisia scopiformis is the source of this 1731-nucleotide messenger RNA. RefSeq names its product NUC189-domain-containing protein. The transcript has a single exon. The record is from RefSeq and is a predicted model, not a curated record. Gene Ontology annotation, biological process: maturation of SSU-rRNA from tricistronic rRNA transcript (SSU-rRNA, 5.8S rRNA, LSU-rRNA). NCBI's taxonomy places the organism in Eukaryota, Fungi, Ascomycota, Leotiomycetes, Helotiales, Mollisiaceae. Bases 147 to 1379 code for a protein of 410 amino acids. Gene Ontology annotation, cellular component: nucleolus.